Messenger RNA from Topomyia yanbarensis, 1002 nucleotides. Its product is annotated as microtubule nucleation factor SSNA1-like. NCBI's taxonomy places the organism in Eukaryota, Metazoa, Arthropoda, Insecta, Diptera, Culicidae. The record is from RefSeq and is a predicted model, not a curated record. Gene Ontology annotation, cellular component: centrosome; ciliary basal body. The transcript has a single exon. Bases 164 to 514 code for a protein of 116 amino acids.
UACUAACAUAACGAGUUCAAAUUAUGCUGUUGUGUACAUUUUGAAGUUUGUAAUUUAUUAUUCGAACGGUAACUUAUUUGAGUUUGAUUUAGAAAAAAGAGUUCUGUUCCUUAAAUCGCUGGGACUUUCAGUUCAUUAUUGAACAGACUAUCAGACAAAGUCUAUGGAUACCUUGCCAACGAAAAUGAUUGAAGCCGCAGCCCGUUUACAAAUGCACAACCAGGACAUGGUCAAAUGCAUCAGUUACCUGCGCGCGGAGCGUCAAAAAAUGGCAGACAAAAUAACGAGCCAAGAACAAGAACGCCAAGAGCUGGAGAAGGAAAUAUCUCGUCUACGCCGUCAACUAAGCGAGUUGGACCAGAACUUAGAACAGAAUCGCCAGAAGCUGCAAAAGCAGGAUACCAAACUAGCAGAAGCUGAUAUCGGAUAUGGAAAGCUGGUAGACACGAUGCAAAUUUUACUGAUGUCCGUUAAAAGCGAUAUGAAUGCGGAAAGCGAGACUGAGAAGGAAUAGGUGGAAAAAUGUCCUGUGUAUAAAUGGGAGCACCGGCGAGAUGGAUCAACUAUGGUCUUAGCUGUCAGACCUAAAAAAUGGGAGCUUCUGUUCAAUCUCUUGUUCAUAACUCAAUCGUUUUAAGGUUUGAUACUCAAUUCUAGAUAGUUGAAAUUGUCUGUCCCGAUAUACACGAGUUAUUUUAAAAUGAUAAUCUAAAGUAAAAUAGAGAUUCCCAUUGAUACAUAGCUCCUCUUUGUAUAAGAAUGUUAGUAAUAAACCUGUGUUCGCUCUUGUUCUACGUAAAAAGUUAAGAUUAACAUAAUCACCCUUAUUCUUAUUUACGACAAAUGCGAGAUUCGUUCGAAAGCGUUUGAAACGAUUCGCCAACCCCAUUUUAUAAAGUUGUGAUAAAUCAAAUGACGAAUCUCGCAUCGAAAUAUCCAUAGUAAUCCUCAUAAAUACUUCCUUGCGUUGAAAACCAGUAAAGAGACUAGCAGGCUAUCGCU